CGCUGGCUGCCACAUCUGGACUUUUUUCUUUGACUUAACUUGUAGGUUGGAAUAUUGGACCAGCGAUUCAUAACAUCCUUCUCUAGUUAAUUGUAUUUAUUCCUUUUUUUUUUUUUUUUUACUUUUACGUUUUUGGAUUUGGACUUUUUUACUGGCAAAAAACGGGAAAAUGGAACACUCAGUCAGAGUGACAUGUAUUUGGUUCUUUAUCUGUCUCCUUGACAAAAGGGCAGACGCCAAUGAAAUCUUAGGCCUGAAGCUCCCCAACAUCGACCCGAUUCUGAACGCCAACACGGUGUGCCUGACGCUGCCAGGCUUGACUCGGCGCCAGCUGGAGGUGUGCAUGCGCAACCCUGACGUGACGGCUUCAGCCAUCCAGGGAAUCCAGAUUGCUAUCCACGAGUGUCAGCACCAGUUCAGAGGGCACCGGUGGAACUGUUCCAGCCUGGAGACGAGGAACAAAAUACCUUAUGACAGCAUCGUCUUCAAAAGAGGAUUUAGAGAGAGCGCCUUCGCAUACGCCAUAGCAGCAGCAGGUGUGGUGCACGCCGUGGCCAACGCCUGCUCCAUGGGCAAACUGAAGGCCUGCAGCUGUGACGAGAAGCGCCGCGGCGACGAGGAAGCCUUCCGCAUCAAACUUCACCGCUUGCAACUGGAGGCCAUCAAUCGAGGGAAGGGAAUGGUACACGGCGUCAUGGAGCACUUCCCUGCCGAGCUUCCCGGACCCCAGGACACCUGGGAGUGGGGUGGCUGCAGUCCUGAUGUGGAAUUCGGAGAAAAAUUCUCACGGGACUUUCUGGAUGCCCGUGAGACCUACAGAGACAUCCAUGCUCGAAUGAGACUUCAUAACAACCGAGUUGGCAGACAGGUGGUGCUUGACCACAUGAGGAGAAAAUGCAAAUGUCACGGGACAUCGGGAAGCUGUCAGCUAAAGACUUGCUGGCAGGUCACGCCCGAAUUCCGCGUGGUCGGCUCCAUCCUCAAAGAGCGCUUCCACAUCGCCACACUUAUCAAGGCCCACAACCGCAACACCGGGCAGCUGGAUCACUCCCACCACAACAACAACAACAACAACUACCACAGCAACCACCACCACCACCACCACCAUCACCACCACCACCAUCACGCGCACCGCCGGAGGCCGAGCAUCAACGACCUGGUCUACUUUGAAAAGUCGCCGGAUUUCUGCGAGCGGGACCUUGGUUCGGACUCGGCGGGAACGCAGGGCCGGAUUUGCAACAAAACCAGUCCGGGCAUGGACAACUGUGAGACUCUGUGCUGCGGGAGAGGCCACAACAUCCUGCAGCAGACGCGCAGCGAACGCUGCAACUGCAAGUUCCACUGGUGUUGCUACGUGGUGUGCGAAGAGUGCAGGAUCACAGAGUGGGUCAGCGUGUGCAAAUGAAGAAGCACUGGAAAAGUCGAAACAAGGGAAAUACAAACUCAACAUCAAGAUUAUCGACCGGGAAAAAGGGGUCUGUGACUGGGACAUGUGUGCCCCGGCUCCAUUUUUACAGCGGAGCUCCAUGUUCUGUUUGGCUUUGCUGGACAGAGAGGACGGAAAUGUGCGAAGUCGGCAGAAAUGUGCAUGUUGAAAAGUGUGUGCACAUGCAGUGCAAGCCCAAAGCUGUCACAACUCUGCAAGCAUGGAUGUUUUGCAUAGAAAGCACACUUUCUAUCAAGCAAUAAAAGGAAAACCGCGGCACUGCACAUAGGGACUGCUCUAUGAAACCCUUUCAUCACAAACAAUAACAGCAUAAACAACAUAGUACAUAACAUUUUCACGGUAUUCUAUUGACAUAUUGUACAUUAGCAAACAGACUGGUUCAGCAUGAGCAUGCCUGGAGCACAGAGAUGUCAGGCCAAAUUUAAGGGCACUUAAGAAAUAUAAUGUUUGUGGUUUUUAUGUUGUUGUUUUUAAUGUAUUUGCCUUGGACAGUCCAUACUUGUAUCAGUAAAUAUUAUCAUCAG
Entelurus aequoreus (snake pipefish) is the source of this 1971-nucleotide messenger RNA. It is a transcript of the gene wnt10a, whose product is annotated as wingless-type MMTV integration site family, member 10a. Bases 170 to 1405 code for a protein of 411 amino acids. The record is from RefSeq and is a predicted model, not a curated record. The transcript has 4 exons. Lineage: Eukaryota; Metazoa; Chordata; Actinopteri; Syngnathiformes; Syngnathidae. Gene Ontology annotation, cellular component: extracellular region. Gene Ontology annotation, biological process: multicellular organism development; canonical Wnt signaling pathway; neuron differentiation. Gene Ontology annotation, molecular function: cytokine activity; frizzled binding.